AUGAGGUGGAGGGAAGCUCUAUCCGUUCGCGCAUUACCGGUUUCGACGACUCGCUCUGGAAACGAUGGGUCACUAAAGCUCGGGAGUAUUGAUCGUGCUACAGAUGCGUGGGUAAUCAACAAAGUAAUAAAAUAUCGUGUGGCUGGUGGCCCGCGCAGGAGAGAACUACAAAUUGUCCUAAUAAGUGGGGCCAGUUCAGGAGAUCCGGUAAGAUGGCUUAAAGCAGUGUCUGUUAACAGAGUGACGGAGCUUAGUUGGAUAGGACGAUAUAUGUGCGUUUACUACCGUCGAUAUUUGACCCAACUUCCGGUGUCAUGUCCAGAUGGCUGCUACUUCAUCAUGUGUGAUACUGUCCGCACGCAUCUUGCCCAAUGCAAUGGACCGUGGCUUUUGAUUUUUUUGAACCGCGGUCUGGACCUGUUCGUUGCUAACACCCAUAGGGAUCGAUGUUUGUGCUGA
Molecule: messenger RNA, 459 nt
Organism: Opisthorchis viverrini
Lineage: Eukaryota; Metazoa; Platyhelminthes; Trematoda; Opisthorchiida; Opisthorchiidae
Exons: 1
Coding region: 1-459 (152 amino acids)
Source: RefSeq, a predicted model, not a curated record